This is a messenger RNA of Clonostachys byssicola, 381 nucleotides long. NCBI's taxonomy places the organism in Eukaryota, Fungi, Ascomycota, Sordariomycetes, Hypocreales, Bionectriaceae. The record is from the annotation of a GenBank genome assembly.
AUGCCCAUUCUUAAAAGCUUCAGCUUGCCUGACUCUGAGUCAGCUCUCCCGGUGGUCCAGGAUAAGCCUCUCUUUGUUGUGUUUCUAUCCCCUGACGACCCCGAGACCAAACAACCAUGGUGCUCUGACGUCCGCGCAGCCUUGCCACUACUGAAUCAGACAUUCUCUGGACCUAGUAGCCCAGAGGCAGCCUACAUCGAAGUUGGUCCCAGACCCGAAUAUAAGAAGCCAGACAAUUAUUUUCGGACCAAGUGGAACAUUCACAAUAUCCCAACGGUAGUUCGAUAUGAGUUACGAGACGGAAAGGUCCAGGAGAUUGGAAGGCUUAUCGAGAACGAGGUUAUUGAAAAUAAUAACCUUCAGUCGCUUGUCUCUCGGUAA